Molecule: messenger RNA, 1374 nt
Organism: Lindgomyces ingoldianus
Lineage: Eukaryota; Fungi; Ascomycota; Dothideomycetes; Pleosporales; Lindgomycetaceae
Product: vesicular integral-membrane protein VIP36 precursor
Exons: 5
Coding region: 216-1175 (319 amino acids)
Biological process (GO): Golgi organization; endoplasmic reticulum to Golgi vesicle-mediated transport; endoplasmic reticulum organization
Cellular component (GO): endoplasmic reticulum-Golgi intermediate compartment; COPII-coated ER to Golgi transport vesicle; Golgi membrane
Molecular function (GO): D-mannose binding
Source: RefSeq, a predicted model, not a curated record
GCCAACCACAACCCACAACAUCGUUCAUACACCCACCACCACAUUCUCACCCGGACUCUAUGUCUUCCGCCCGCGCCAUUCUUCUCUUCUCAUAGCCUCAUUCAAUCGUCUUGCCCAGCUGCGGCACUCUAUUCCUUCAAUUGCAGGAGCUUAGACUUCCGCCUUCCAUUCGUUAUUCCGGGUAGCGGCCUAGGCCCGGAGACAUCUGUAGCAUAAUGUUGUUCCAGCGGCCAUGGGCGAGCUUGUGCCUGCUGGCCGGGAGCUUGGUGGGGACCUGGGCAUUGGGAUUGAGUGAGCAUCCAGAUAUUAAGGCUAUUUCUCUACGGACGCACAGCCUUGAACCCCCUUACCUCGACUCGGACAUGCAAAGCCGCUGGUUCGACUUUGGCGGCGACACCAUCAUUCGUACCGACAAAUACAUCCGUCUCGCCUCGGACAAGCCCUCACGAACCGGAUGGAUAUUUUCAAGAGUGCCUUUGACCGCGACAAACUGGGAGAUCAUGGUGGAAUUCAAGAUCCACGGCCAGGGGAACCUCUACGGCGACGGCUUCGCAAUGUGGCUCACCAAGCAGCGCGCACAAAGCGGACAAGUCUUCGGAUCGGUAGACAACUUCGAAGGUCUCGGUGUUUUCUUCGAUACAUAUAAGAACAACCGACCAGGCACAGUCUUUCCCUACAUCAUGGCCAUGAACGGAGACGGAAAGACACCAUACGACAAAGACAACGACGGCAAAGCAAACGAGGUUGCUGGCUGCUCCGCCCGUGGCAUCCGCAACGCCAACAUCCCCACCAAAGCCAAAUUCACCUACUUCGCUGACAGCUCCCUCAAACUCGAACUACAAUACAAAAACGAAGACGAAUGGACCGAAUGCUUCGACAUCCCCAACUUCAAAAUCCCGCCCGUCGCCUACCUGGGCUUCUCUGCUGAGACUGGGGAACUCUCCGACAACCACGACAUCAUCUCUGUUAAGACGCUCAACCUCUAUCAACACAAUACCGGCUCGAAUGCUGCGGCCGCCGCAAAUAGUCCUGGGAAAGGAGGCAGUGUGAAGCCCAGGACUGAAGGAGGGAGUUGGAGUUGGUUCUUUUUUAAGUUUGUGCUGUUUGGACUUGCGGUUAGUGGAGCGUAUGUUGGGUUUACGAUUUAUCGAACUAGGCAGCGGGAUAGGUUCUGAAGUUGUGGUAAAGACGAAAGAGAGGAUGAGCUAGAGUAGAUGGGGAUGAAGGUGGAGCAUGAGAGUUGCUCUUUGAUGCUUAUGUAUUGGAAUGGGUUGGAUGGAAAAGUGAUGGUGUCGUUCUUCAUAGCGUUUUCAGUCCUAGCGUAUUUGCACACCCCUCCUAGUGAACAAAUUUUUCAAGGCAUGCAUGAUCUUA